UCGAAGUGUUAUUGUGCGCGGUCGGUGAGGCUCAUCGGAAAACCAACGCAAUGGUUCGCAUACAGUACAUCGGGCACCCUUCGAAGCUAUAUGGAAAACACCUGAUGAAGAUUCUCGCGAAUCUGAAAGACUUCGGAGUCGGUCGAAUGUUUGUCCGUGGCAUCUACGCGAACGAGGAGGUCCCGACAUUCUACAUCGUGAAAAAAGUCAAACCAGCGAUGGACCCGGACCUGAUCUGGGGCGAUGUGCAUGCUCAAACGUAUUUUCGCGGCGUCGAUAAAGGAGUCAGUGUGAUCAAGAGCCACCUGCCAGACUUCCGGCUCGUGCACAAGGAGGAUGAAGAGAAAUACUUCGCCGCUGUGAUCAAAGAUCCCGUCAUUACGAUUCUUCCGAGAGAGAUGGAGUGCUCACCUCUUCUGAAAAUGCUCAUCAAGAGAGACGCGGAGAGCCGAGGAGAAACCUUCGAUCCGAACACGAAGCUUCCAUGCUCGUAUCCUGCGCAAGAGAUGGACGGAAAACGAGUGGCUGAGCCCGGGGAGAAACCUUCGUUCGAGUUCGACAAAGACUCGUGUCCGCUCGAGCAUGAGGAGUUGAGACGCGGUAUAAAAUUCGAUAUUUAG
Galendromus occidentalis (western predatory mite) is the source of this 620-nucleotide messenger RNA. It is a transcript of the gene mRpS34, whose product is annotated as mitochondrial ribosomal protein S34. Gene Ontology annotation, molecular function: structural constituent of ribosome. The record is from RefSeq and is a predicted model, not a curated record. The transcript has a single exon. Bases 51 to 620 code for a protein of 189 amino acids. Lineage: Eukaryota; Metazoa; Arthropoda; Arachnida; Mesostigmata; Phytoseiidae. Gene Ontology annotation, cellular component: mitochondrion.